Jaculus jaculus (lesser Egyptian jerboa) is the source of this 2601-nucleotide messenger RNA. It is a transcript of the gene Sox9, whose product is annotated as SRY-box transcription factor 9. Gene Ontology annotation, biological process: positive regulation of chondrocyte differentiation; oligodendrocyte differentiation; chondrocyte differentiation. NCBI's taxonomy places the organism in Eukaryota, Metazoa, Chordata, Mammalia, Rodentia, Dipodidae. The transcript is spliced from 3 exons. Gene Ontology annotation, cellular component: nucleus. The record is from RefSeq and is a predicted model, not a curated record. Gene Ontology annotation, molecular function: RNA polymerase II cis-regulatory region sequence-specific DNA binding; DNA-binding transcription factor activity, RNA polymerase II-specific. Bases 370 to 1929 code for a protein of 519 amino acids.
GCGGAGCUCGGAACUGCCUAGAAACUUCUGCUGGGGCGACGGCUUGUCAGUUUCACUCCGGGAACUUUUCUUUGCCGGAGGAGAAGAGAAGGGGCGCAAGUGCCCCCCCCACACACACUUGAGCGUCCUUUCUUUCCCCUCCUCCUCUUCUCCUCUCCGAGUCGCCGUCCCCAUUUGGAGCGGACAGCUGCGCGCGCGGGCCACCCAGAGCCUUGGCGCGGUGCUCGGCUCUGCAGCCAGGUGACGCGCCAGCCUCCCCCGGAGCCGCUCGCUCCACGUCCGCGUCCGGGCAGCCGAGGGAAAGAGGAGCCUCAGCCGCCUCGGCUUUGUCGCCUUUUCCGGCCACCCGCCCCAGCCCCGGGCCCGCGUAUGAAUCUCCUGGACCCCUUCAUGAAGAUGACCGACGAGCAAGACAAGGGCCUGUCCGGCGCCCCCAGCCCCACCAUGUCCGAGGACUCGGCCGGCUCGCCGUGUCCUUCGGGCUCGGGCUCCGACACCGAGAACACGCGACCUCAGGAGAACACAUUCCCCAAGGGGGAGCCGGACCUGAAGAAGGAGAGCGAGGAGGACAAAUUCCCCGUGUGCAUCCGCGAGGCGGUCAGCCAGGUGCUCAAGGGCUACGACUGGACGCUGGUGCCCAUGCCCGUGCGCGUCAACGGCUCGAGCAAGAACAAGCCGCACGUCAAGAGGCCCAUGAACGCCUUCAUGGUGUGGGCGCAGGCGGCGCGCAGGAAGCUGGCCGACCAGUACCCGCAUCUGCACAACGCCGAGCUCAGCAAGACGCUGGGCAAGCUGUGGAGACUGUUGAACGAGAGCGAGAAGCGGCCCUUCGUGGAGGAGGCGGAGCGGCUGCGCGUGCAGCACAAGAAGGACCACCCGGAUUACAAGUACCAGCCGCGGCGGAGGAAGUCGGUGAAGAACGGGCAGGCGGAGGCCGAGGAGCCCACCGAGCAGACGCACAUCUCCCCCAACGCCAUCUUCAAGGCGCUGCAGGCCGACUCCCCGCACUCCUCGUCCGGCAUGAGCGAGGUGCAUUCGCCCGGCGAGCACUCCGGGCAAUCGCAGGGCCCGCCGACCCCACCCACCACUCCCAAAACCGACGUGCAGCCGGGCAAAGUUGAUCUGAAGCGGGAGGGGCGCCCCCUGGCCGAGGGGGGACGACAGCCCCCCAUCGACUUCCGCGACGUGGACAUCGGCGAGCUGAGCAGCGACGUCAUCUCCAACAUCGAGACCUUCGACGUCAACGAAUUCGACCAGUACCUGCCGCCCAAUGGUCACCCGGGGGUGCCGGCCACGCACGGCCAGGUCACUUACACGGGGAGCUACGGGAUCAGCAGCAGCGCGAGCGCAGCGACCCCCGCGGGGGCAGGUCACGUGUGGAUGUCCAAGCAGCAGGCGCCGCCCCCGCCGCCGCCGCCGCCGCAGCAGCCCCCGCCGCCGCCGCCGCAGGCGCCUCCGCAGCAGCCGGGCGGGCCGCAGCCGCCGCAGCCCGCCGCCCCGCAGCCGCCGCCGCCGCCGCCGCAGCCGCAGGCGCACGCGCUGACCCCGCUGAGCAGCGAGCCGGGCCAGGCGCAGCGCACGCACAUCAAGACCGAGCAGCUGAGCCCCAGCCACUACAGCGAGCAGCAGCAGCAUUCCCCGCAGCAGCAGAUCGCCUACAGCCCCUUCAACCUCCCGCACUACGGCGCCUCCUACCCGCCCAUCACCCGCUCCCAGUACGACUACAGCGACCACCAGAACUCGGGCUCCUACUACAGCCACGCCGCGGGCCAGGGUUCGGGGCUCUACUCCACCUUCACCUACAUGAACCCGGCCCAGCGUCCCAUGUACACCCCCAUCGCUGACACCUCCGGGGUGCCUUCCAUCCCGCAGACCCACAGCCCCCAGCACUGGGAACAACCUGUCUACACACAGCUCACCAGACCCUGAGGGGGGACACCUUGGAAACAGAGGCCAUUGGGUGACCGAGAUGAUGGUGAAAAAAAUAAUAAUAAUAAUAACCGAAGAUGUCAAGAAACAACCUGAGAUUCCUUUGGACAGUUUGUUCUUGUUUUGUUUUGUUUCUUGUUCCCGUUUGCUUAAAGACUUCGUAAGCUAAAGACAAAAAAAAAAAAAAAAAGUAAUUAAAAAAAAAAAAAAGCAAAGCUCAAAGUCCAGGACAGAGACAGCAUCCCGAAUGCGAGAAACUGGCCUUUGCUCAUUCCGAGUAAGCCUGGAAGGACGAUGGAGAAUCCUACUACCCAAAUGCUCAAUCUCCCUGCCUUGUUUAGACUUUGUAAUUAUUUUUUAGCAGUAAUUAAAGAAAAAAAAAAGUCCUCUGUGAGGAAUAUUCUCUAUUUUAAAUAUUUUUAGUAUGUACUGUGUAUGAUUCAUUACCAUUUUGAGGGGAUUUAUACAUAUUUUAGAUAAAAAUAUUAAAUGCUAUUUUUCCAACAGCUAAACUAUUCUUAGUUGAACAGUUUGCCCUAGCUUUUCUCGCAACCAGAGUAUUUUUGUACAGAUUUGCUUUUCUCCUACAAAAACAAGAUUUUUUUGCAAAAAAAAAAAGCGUGUCAUUUUAUGAACAUUAAAAAACACAAAGAGUUGUGUUAUGUGAUCGAU